AUGACUGAAAGCAAGGAUACCGUCAAACAGAUCUGCUUCGAUGUGAUUGGGACCUGCUUCCAUUUCGACGCUCCGAUUGCUGUUCUCGAGGAGCGGCUCUCGGAUAGCUUGAAAGAACGAAACAUCACUGCCGAGGCACUCUUCUUCUCCCUCUUCUACGCAGCUCAGCGCGACUUCACCUAUCUGUCUAUGGUAGAUGCGUACACUCCCAUUGGCAAAGUCAUCAAGAGUACCGUCAAGCGUGCCUGCUUGAUACUGGGUCUUGAGUCACCCCUCCUGACUGAGUCCGGCGGCACCGAUCUCGAAGACGCUGUCAUAGAGGCCUUCAAGAAGAUGCCAGCACGCCCUGGACUGAAGGAGUUGUUUGAUGGAUUGCAAGAUGAUGGGUGGCAGUGUGUGGCUGUCACUAAUGGAGCACGGAGCACAACUCUUGGCUAUUUUAGUGAUGCUGGGAUCAAGAUUGACGAUGAGCACUGCUUGAGCUGCGACGACAUCAAGGUGGCCAAACCAGCCGCAGCCGUGUACGACAACGCAAACAAGCAUCUUGACAUCCUCGGUGGUGGAGCCCAAAAUGUUCGAUGGUUUGUAGCGGCACAUUCAUGGGAUCUGAUCGCUGCUCGAAAGGCUGGCUUCAAGACUGCCUACCUGCCGAUUGAGGAGCAGGAUCCAUGCACAGCUCUGUUUGGAGAGUUCGAUAUCUACGCGGAGAAUAUGAAAGACCUUCUCAAACAAAUGCGCACAGUAGACUUAUAA
Molecule: messenger RNA, 753 nt
Organism: Protomyces lactucae-debilis
Lineage: Eukaryota; Fungi; Ascomycota; Taphrinomycetes; Taphrinales; Protomycetaceae
Product: HAD-like domain-containing protein
Exons: 1
Coding region: 1-753 (250 amino acids)
Source: RefSeq, a predicted model, not a curated record